GACCAGUCCACUAACGCAUGCGUAGUAUCGCAGAUCGGCCUCGUGCUGGUGUCUUGCAUAUUAUAUACCUAGCGUGCUGACGUGUUUGAUACAAGAACAGACGAUGCAGAUCUUUGUGAAGACUUUAACAGGAAAGACGAUCACUUUAGAGGUAGAAGCCAGUGAUACAAUCGAAAACGUAAAAGCGAAGAUACAAGAUAAAGAAGGCAUUCCUCCUGAUCAGCAACGUCUUAUCUUUGCUGGCAAGCAACUUGAAGAUGGAAGAACUUUGAGUGACUACAACAUUCAGAAGGAGUCUACUCUUCACUUGGUAUUGCGUCUGCGUGGUGGUGUGAUUGAGCCAAGUCUCCGAGUACUUGCUCAAAAGUACAACUGCGACAAGAUGAUAUGCAGAAAGUGCUAUGCAAGGCUUCCUCCACGAGCAACCAACUGCAGAAAGAAGAAGUGUGGUCACUCCAAUAACCUUCGGCCAAAGAAGAAGCUGAAAUAGAUGACUUGGUGUAUUGCUGUGAUUUGAUUAUCAAAUAGACCGCUGUUUAUGUCAAGUCAUGUGUCAGUAAAGUGUUCAGAUGUAUUUUUAAGCUCAAUCUGUUACCUGAAGCCUCUCAAUUGAGUCUCUUUUUGGGUGGUAUAA
Molecule: messenger RNA, 634 nt
Organism: Corticium candelabrum
Lineage: Eukaryota; Metazoa; Porifera; Homoscleromorpha; Homosclerophorida; Plakinidae
Product: ubiquitin-ribosomal protein eL40 fusion protein
Exons: 2
Coding region: 104-490 (128 amino acids)
Biological process (GO): modification-dependent protein catabolic process; translation; protein ubiquitination
Cellular component (GO): cytoplasm; nucleus; ribosome
Molecular function (GO): ubiquitin protein ligase binding; RNA binding; structural constituent of ribosome
Source: RefSeq, a predicted model, not a curated record